Molecule: messenger RNA, 1010 nt
Organism: Aspergillus uvarum CBS 121591
Lineage: Eukaryota; Fungi; Ascomycota; Eurotiomycetes; Eurotiales; Aspergillaceae
Exons: 1
Coding region: 100-783 (227 amino acids)
Source: RefSeq, a predicted model, not a curated record
CAAGUACUUUUUUUGGGGAGUGCUACUCGAUGUCUCGAAUGGUGGUGGGCCUCCAGAAGGAUUCUCCGCUCCCGUGCAUUGGAGCAUACGCAGCCUUGAAUGAGAAAAGGAGGAGGACAGAGCCAUAUCUCACAAACAGGGCAGAUCCUCUAUCAUGAUAGCAGGGCUCCAAGUUCGAGGGUUCAUUGGGGGAAAAUGGUUAAUUGGCGCCGAGCAACUGACGGUGGCAAUGCAUUGCAGCUGGAGGUGGGGAAACGCUCUGGGUUCUGGCGAUCCCCGCACUACUACAGUUCAACUUUACUGUACUGUACACUGCCCAGUACCUCACCUCCACAACCUCGAACACUUCCGGCGUCUGGAACUUCGAUCCAUGAUAUCAGCCCGUCAGCUCAAAGCAACCCACAACACGAGCUCCGCAUAAAACCCCCCACUAUUGCCAGGAUUGCUACUUAUAUUUUCCCGUCCACUGCUCCCCCGCAAAAUCCUUCGUGCCAAUCCUUCCGGCACAUCGUCGGCUACUGCAUCCAUACCUCCCACGACUGUCUAGCUGUUUGUUCAACUUCAUUGCAAUUGCAAUGGAAAUUUGCUGGUCGCGGCAUCGUCCAGGUAUCGAUUGCCGAUCAUAAGCUUGUGCUCUCCUGCCUUCCGUCUGCGUUUGUUCUCAUCGAAGCAGACAAAGACGGUUUUCUAUGGACUAUCUUAGAUAAUAUAAGUAUGACGGGUGCCUCCGCAUUCUGGUUUCAUGUUCCAUACUAUUACUCCCAUACUAUUACCCUUGCCUAAUCGUAUCCCUGGGCCUUUUACUGCAUGAUGAAUGCAUCGCCCCCUCUUUGUAUGCGGGGAAGCUCUUUGUUUCCAACCACAUACCCCAACUUUCUCUUCUCAAACCACUCAUUCAAGAGUCAUCCAAGUUAAUAACCAUCGUCGACUAUAGCAGUACCCUGACUCAGGCGGCAUACUGAUUGGCUGCAGGAGGUCAAUGCCUGUCUUGAUCAUGGAGGGUCAAGGAG